This is a messenger RNA of Nicotiana attenuata, 693 nucleotides long. RefSeq lists its product as uncharacterized. The coding region runs from base 1 to 693 and encodes 230 amino acids. The transcript has 2 exons. NCBI's taxonomy places the organism in Eukaryota, Viridiplantae, Streptophyta, Magnoliopsida, Solanales, Solanaceae. The record is from RefSeq and is a predicted model, not a curated record.
AUGAGGAUUUUUGGUUGCCUAGGUUAUGUGACUGAUGUAAAAAGGGAUGACAAAUUUUCACCUAGAGCCUCACCAGCUAUUUUCCUUGGCUACUCUAUGACUCAAAAGGGAUACAGGGGGUACAACAUCCAUACCAAGGAGUUCUUAGUAAGUAGAGAUGUUCUGUUCAAAGAAAAUGUAUUCCCUUUUCAACAUCCAGCUUCUCUACCUUCUUUGUUUCUUGCAAUUGACAUACCUCAAGUGUCAUUGCCUAAUGAUACCUCUCACAGUCUAGACCAAUCCACUCAAGCAGCUGUUGAGGUUGAGCCAGAAUCAUUAGUUGAAUCUACUCAUGAUCAUUCUACUUACCAGACCUCUACGACCAAUAAUCAUUUGGUAGAAACUUCACCUCCUAGAAGAUCUGGGAGAACUAGUAAACCUCCUAUUUGGUUAAAAGAUUAUGCUACCAAUCCUCAAGGCAAAGCUAACUGCUCCUAUCCUCUUUCACCACAAUGCUAUAAGAAUGUGUCUGACUCCUAUGCCAAAGCUCUAUCUUCUUAUUCUGUUAUUGUGGAGCCACAAUCCUAUACUGAAGCUAUCAAGAAUCCCAAAUGGAUUGCAGCUAUGAAAGUUGAAAUCUCAGCUUUAAAGGAUAAUUACACCUGGUCUAUAGUGAAGUUUCAUACUGGUAAGGUUCCCACUGGAUGCAAAUAG